Stomoxys calcitrans (stable fly) is the source of this 3284-nucleotide messenger RNA. RefSeq names its product kinesin-like protein KIF23 (gene pav). Gene Ontology annotation, biological process: microtubule-based movement. The record is from RefSeq and is a predicted model, not a curated record. Bases 166 to 2886 code for a protein of 906 amino acids. Lineage: Eukaryota; Metazoa; Arthropoda; Insecta; Diptera; Muscidae. Gene Ontology annotation, molecular function: microtubule binding; ATP hydrolysis activity; microtubule motor activity. Gene Ontology annotation, cellular component: microtubule; nucleus; kinesin complex. The transcript has 6 exons.
UCCGCGUCGUCCCGCUAAUAGUUCAAAAAUAACUGCUGGACAAAUGAUUUUAUUGGAAAAUAAAUAAGACAAAAAGUUAAGAAAAUAGCCGAACUCUAAAGAUUUGGAAGAUAAAAAGCAAUAAGGCUCAAAGAAAAAAGAAACGAGAGAUCUAACUGUUAUAUAAUGAAGACAACUGUCACUACAAGGACACCAAUGCGUGUUAUGCGUACUCCACACCUACAAAAAGACAUUCGUCUUCGUCCGCAAACGUCCACCGAAUCAAAUGGAAGUGAGAGUGGUAGCACACCUAGACCAAGAGAUCCCGUCAGUGUAUUUUGCCGUGUUCGUCCUUUGCCCUCCGAAGGAGAUUUAUCAUGUAUUACUGUGAGAAAUUCAACAACAAUAGUUUUGACGCCGCCCGAGCAUGCACUGGGCAAUAAACAUGGUGCUCUCAAAGAAACCCAGUGUAUAUUUAAACAUGUUUUCGAAGCGAAAGAUACCCAGCAGGAUGUUUUCACUAAGGUGGCUCAACCCUUGGUGGAAAAUUUAAUACGUGGCCGUAAUAGCCUACUUUUCACAUAUGGCGUCACGGGCAGUGGCAAGACAUAUACCAUGACAGGGGACAGUCGCCACCGUGGUAUAAUGCCCCGUUGCUUGGAUGUACUCUUUCGUACAAUAUCGGAUUAUCAAACCAAAAAAUAUAUUUUCAAACCAGAUCGUCUCAAUGGCUUUGAGGUUCUAUCAGAAACUGAUGCUCUGUUGGAGCGUCAACAAGAAAUGAAUCAGCGUUUCGCCAGUGGGCGUGGAGGAUUAAAGCGCAAAGAUUCUGAUCCCGAGUUGGCAUCACAAGCUUCAUGCGAAAUGGCACCUUUGCAGGGCAUCGAUGAAGAUAAUAUGUAUGCUGUGUUCGUGACAUACGUGGAAGUAUACAACAAUAGUGUAUAUGAUUUGUUGGAGGACGGUGGCAUUCAGAAAUCUUUGCAAAGCAAAAUUAUUCGCGAAGAUGCCAAUCACAACAUGUUUGUACAUGGAGUCACUGAAGUUGAGAUUAAAUCUGUUGAAGAGGCCAUAGAAUUCUUCCAAAUUGGUCAGAAACGUAAGCGUAUGGGUCAUACAGUUCUCAAUGCAGAAUCAAGUCGAAGCCAUUCCGUUUUCAAUAUACGCCUCGUACAAGCCCCAACUGAUUGUCAGGGCGAAAAUAUCGUCCAGGAUAAAAGAACAAUAACUGUUAGUCAACUAUCACUGGUCGAUUUAGCUGGCAGUGAGCGUUCGUCACGUACAAAAAAUACUGGCAUGCGUUUAAGAGAAGCUGGUAACAUAAAUAACUCUUUAAUGACUUUACGUACCUGUUUGGAAUAUCUGAGAGAAAAUCAACAAAUGGCUAACAAUAAUUUGCCACCAAAGAAAGUUCCAUAUCGCGAUGCAAAAAUAACGCAUUUGUUUAAAAAUUAUUUUGACGGUGAAGGACAAGUUUCUAUGAUAGUGUGUAUAAACCCGCGGGCGGAAGAUUUCGAAGAAAAUACGCAAGUCAUAAAGUUCGCCGAAAUGACUCAGGAAGUGCAAAUAGCUAGAGCCACACCCAUGAAGGCGGACUUAGGAUUAACUCCCGGCCGCCGCAAGGCCAAUAAACUUUUUAAAAUGGCUGUUAAUAAUCUCAAUGAUUUGGGCUACACCGAUGCUCAAAAAUUAGAUGUUGAUGUUGGUCUGGUCUACACUUUGGGGCCCAACUUUCCGGAUUACCAACUGGACAGUCCAGAGGCUGAAGAUACAAUUGAGCUACUCAUGCAAUAUUUAGUGCAGCGAAUAGAUAAGAGAAAAAUCCUAUGUGAUGAUUUAGACAAUAGAAUGGACAAUUUUCGUUUGCUUCUUAUGCAACGAGAAAAAGAGAAUUUGUCAUUACGCACCGAAUUGGCCUCUUUGAAAGCUGUUUACAAACAAGAACGGGAUCGCAGCACGGCUUUGGAGAACAGAAUACGAAUACACGAAAGUUCCAUAGAUGUGCUGAAUCACAAACUUAGCAAUCGCGAAAGGCAAAUCGAUGACCUGACACGUAAACUACGCGAUCAUCAGAACAUUAUAACUAAAAAGGAAUUGGAAAAGGAAAAUCAGAAAAAGAAAUUCGAUUCAAAAUUAGCAGUAGAAGUUGAUAGGCGAGAUCGUUUGCAUGAAUUGAAACAUGCCAAGCUGCAAAAUAAAAUACGUGCAAAAGAUGAAAAGCUUAAGCUGCUAUCCAACAUAAUUACAUCAGAUGAGUUGGCUUUGGCCAAAUUACCUAGAUCGAGAAGUAUCGACAAUCUAUCAGAGGACAAGGAACAACAGCAAGCAGCGACCGCUGGUUCAAUAAGGACAGUAACAGCCACCGCCACUCCCAGAACGGAUGUGUAUAGUGGUGCCCCAAGAGUACCCAGGGGAAUGGCAGCGGCAAACCGACGUCAUCGUCGUUCUCGUUCUGCUGGUGAAAAAUGGAUAGAACAUCGCGCCCAAAAUCCUGUUCCCUUGGGCACAGUGCUACAGCCGUAUCUCAAGAAUCGUAAAUCAGUUACUAAGUUAACCGACAUGAAAGAUCUAACGGGCCACAAUGCCAAUAAAUAUAUCUUAGUGUCACAAGAUGCCGAUACCGAUGGCGAUGUGGAAACAAAACUUUUCAAAGGCAACAUUAUUCCCACUUGCGGCGGUGGCGCCCAAGUCAUAUUCGAUGAUGUGGAAUGUUUGAAGCAAACAUCUCCAGUGCCCUCACCAAAUCGUAAGAGACCCAUAAAUGUCGAUAAUGGCGGCAUUCUUAGUAAUAUCGGCACAACAGUUUCAGGCCUUUCAGCCAUAACCAGUAUAAAUUCAGCCAACGAAAUUGCAUCGCGGUGUAAUGUCGGCAUAGAAGGCCACACUGUUAAGCGUACCAAAGUGUAGAAUCCGGACGACAUCCAGCUGUUUUUAUUUUCUAGUUAAUUUACGCGACAGUAUCAGGUAGUGAGGGCGACUGUUUCUGUGCUACUCACAUUCACACAAUUGUAUUUUUUGAUAAGUAUUUUCUCUAUUAAUUUUGUUAUUGGAUUAUUAUUUUUUAUACAUAUACAAGAAGUACAUACACUUUUCUGCCACCCAUUGCUCACAGUAUUUGUAAUAGAUUUCGUCGUACUUAUAAUUGAAUUAAUUACUUGAAAUAAUGAACUAUUUUUAUUUUUACUAUUCUACUUAACAAUUUGAAGUUUGCAUUAAUUUAUAUAUAUAUAAACAUCUUUGUAAAUGUAUGUAUGUUUCUGACAUAUGAACGUUACUUCUAUUUAGGACAUGAUAUGGUUUAAUUA